AUGAGGAAGUGCAAGCGAGCUAUACACAGACAUUUCGGCGGCGUUGGCAACUUUUUUGCCAUGUUGAUUCUAGUAGCCAUUUCAGUACUUUUUAUUAAUACAUAUGUUCUAACAAAACGGGAUGACUCGGAUGAAAUAUCCAAUGAGCGUUCAAAUCGUGUAGUAUUAGUCUACAGUCAUAAUCAAACAAUAAAACCUUCAAAAAACGAACCUAUUGAACCACAACGAAUCACAAGACCAGCAGUACCUGAUGUUGGAUGUGAAAUUGAUGAAAAAUGUUCAGAUGAUUCUAUUCCAUAUAAGGUGGUUUCAGGUGAUGGAAUAGACAAGUAUCCCGUCAUAUGUUUUAACAAUAAAUUAUUAGUGCACAAGAAUUUGAAAGAUUCAAAAGUUGGCCGAGGAGUUAAUUUAGUUGCAUUCGAUGGGAAAACGUUUGAAUUGAAACUCACCGAAACCUUUGACACGUAUAUUGAAGAAACAUUCUUUCUUCGGACGUUGAAAUUGAAUUUAAACGAUGGCGAUAUUGUUAUUCUAAGCAGUUUCGAUGAAAUGACAUAUGGAUUGAAAGAAGCGUCAUUGUCAAUAUUAGAGAAAUAUGGCAGUCAAUUGAUCAAAGUGAUUAAAUUUCGAGAUUCAUUCGUUAUGAUCGGACAAAAAGGUUUAGCACGUGGAAAAGCGAUCGAGACGCAUCAACCAAAAGGUAAUCGCGAUUUUGCUCCAGCUGCGCAUAUAAGUGGUUGUGCGAAAUUUCCCUUGGGUCAACUUACGCCACUCUCGUUUCCAACGGCAGAUGUGAAAAAGGAAGGAAAUAUUGUUACAGGUACACCAAUCAAAAACUGUGGUUUGCCAGAAAUGUGCAAAGAAAAUGAAUUUCCCGUACAUGUUUACACUGGCAAAGACAAGGAUGAUGAACCAAAAAUAUGUGUCGAUGGAAAAUAUGUCAUGGCAAAAGGAAUCAACGAUGCUGGACGUGGUAUCAAUAUCGUUGUCGUUUCCAAUGGGAAAGAAGUGAUUCGUACAGGACAUUUCGAUACAUGGCAAGAAGAUAGUACAAAUUUAGAGAUCUUUCUGGAAAAUCUUGAAGAUAAUGUGAUCCUUAUCGCUGUUACAUUCGAUGAGGCAUCGACAAACUUACGAAAUUUUACGCGAACUAUUUUACAAGGCAUUGGAAGGAAAUGGGAUUCUGCUCACUCAUUCAUUCGUAAUUUAUAUGCAUGUGAUGUUAUCUCAUAUGCAGGCAGUGGAAAUAUAUAUGCAACUCCUAUAGACAAACGAAUGUGUGUCCCGCAGACAUUGAAAGGUGUCAAAGUUCGUCCGGAUCCAUUACCAUUUCGUAAUGAUAAGCGUCGCGAUUUCUGUUCACGUUACGAUGGUUACGGAGAUUUUUGCAGUGAUGCCAAUGUUGACAAGAGUUUAGCAAGUGUUCCAUUAUUAAAUAAGACUCUUGAAGAUAAUGCAAUCUAUUCAACACCAAUUCUUGUCAUAGCUGGAAUAUCGCAUAAUUCUCUUCGAAUGUGCUUGGAAACUUUACUAAUGCAGCCGGGCAUUGUUGUUGAAAAUGUUAUGGUUGCUGUCGAUGAGAAAUUCUCAGAAUCAUUGGCGUUGAUUGAUUUGUUUGGUUUUCAUGGCGAGAAAACUACGAGUAGUUCGACCUAUAUGGAACAUUAUGAAAAAUCGUUGAGCAAAAUUUGGGAACGGCAUCCGACUAGAGACAAAGUGAUUGUUAUCGAAGAAGAUUUGAUUUUAUCACCAGAUUUUCUCUAUACAUUGGCAUUAUUAAGUGAAACAUUUCGAAAAGACGAAAGUAUUGGAGCCAUACAAAUGUGGAAUCCUAACUCUUAUGACAUUGUCAACGGUUCACUUGAACUAAUCUAUCGAGUUGAUAAUCUGUAUGGUUUAGGAUAUCUUUUACGACGGUCAUUUUACGAAAAAAAUAUGAAGAAUUCGUUUAAACAGUGUUGCUCGAAACGAGUUUGGGAUAAAUGGACAUUCGCAGAUUCUUCGUCGUCAUUUCUCAUGCCAGAUAUUUCACGCGUAUUUCGCCGACCUAUCGAUGGAAAUCGGGUAAACACAAAAUAUUUGGAAGUAUUGUUCAAUCAAAAACGAAAGACAAGUUUAAAUCCAUUUCCAGCUUUUUCCAAUAUUGACACGCUUCGUAAAGAUACAUACGAUGCAUAUUUAACGAAAACUAUUCGUUCAGCUACAUUGCUUAAAUCGUUACAACAGUGUGAUACACUCAAUUUGGACAUGUUCAAUAUAAUCAGAAAUCAAAAUACAUCCGAUACGUUCAAAUAUAUUUACGAACAACAGUCUGAGAAUGAUAUAAACAAACUUCAGCCUGUUCUUCCUUGUUUUGGAUUAUUUUCACUUGAACCGCUCGGUCUUUACCAUGGCAUUCUUCGAUUCAGUUCCAAUAAGUACAAUUUCUUUCUCAUUGGAACAAAAUCACCUCUAUAUUCAAGUAUUUCAACGACUGUCUAA
Molecule: messenger RNA, 2481 nt
Organism: Adineta ricciae
Lineage: Eukaryota; Metazoa; Rotifera; Eurotatoria; Adinetida; Adinetidae
Source: the annotation of a GenBank genome assembly